AUGAGUUCUCAGGAAAUAAGUUUAAAACUGUUGAAUCGCACAAAGUAUGCUCAGAAUCGUACAAAAUAUUAUACUGUAGGGAACACAGUCCUUGCUCAAACCGAAAGGCCUUUGUUUAUCACUGGUAGUUUCAAUGACUGUGUUGGUAAUCUUAAAUCACUCUCACUUAGGAAAUCUUACCUUAAUCGACACUCGUCUAAACGUGGCCCUUUCCAGAAACUCAGCUUUCCUCAUGAAUAUUUCAAGUUUCUAGGCGAUCCCGCCUACUACUCACAUUCUGAACUUCUAUACGCUUGUUCUUACUCUUCUGAGAACUUCAUGUGUGAUUCCUACUUCUGGAAACAAAUCUGUGAGAAGCUACGUGAGGUUAGGGACGUGGUUGAUAUAAAGGAUUUAUUAAGUUGUUUGUGUAGUGUAGUGAAGGUGAAUUAUUAUGAUCGGGACCUUCUUCGUAUGUUAUCUAGAGAGUUUGUCGAUGACAUUGAUAAGCUCUCACUUGCUCAAAUUCAUCAACUUUUACACUGUUACUUUAAGCAAAACGUUUACUCUUGUGACUUGAUAGAUAAAGUUGGACUUAAAAUUACUCAACACAUCAGCACAGCCCAAACUAGUGAACAUAGUGACAAGGAAAUUAACACUAAUGUGAGUUUUUUGGAUAAAAUUAAGGAUUUAAUACCUGGCAAGGCUGUGGAUGUGGCACAAAAGUGUGAAUUUGACCUUAAAACUUUAUCUAGAAUUUGUAAAUACUUGAGCUACUUCAACUACGCUAAUUCUAACUUUUACUCCGCCAUUUCUAACCUUUUUAUUCUUUACUGUAAUCACAUGGACUUCACAUCAAGACUUCAUUUUUUCAACUCCAUCAAUCCUAAACUAAUUAAUAGUCCUGAAUCAACUAAUCUUAAUGAUUUAUUAACCAAGUUUCUCCAAUCAUUCAACAAUGACUCAAUAAUUUAUCAUGAGAAUGUGUUUGACCAUGAGAAUGUGUAUGACCAUGAGAAUGUGUUUGAACUUGGUACAUUUCUAUCAUCUGAGCUCUUUAAAAAUGCUGAAAACUCUAAACUGCUUCAUAAUCUUUGCUCAAUCGCUUCUACAAUUAACCUAAUUUCCAACUCUAUAUCACAUUUACACCAUUUUAAUCAGUCUGAAAUUGUAAAUAAAAUUCUAAAUUCCAGUGAUACUGCCACUGGAUUAGCAAAAUUGUUUGACAAACUUUAUCAGUACUGUGAUGAUAUUAUUGAUGUAAUGUAUAAAAUAACGCCCCUAAACACGAAUGGUAAAUCGCCUUUUAUUCAAUCACUUGAGAAUAUUUUUAUGGACUCUAUUCUCACCUCCGUUAAAGCCCUAAACUCAUUUUAUCGCCUCCAAGUCAUUCAAUUAUCAAUCAUCAAUUCUAAUAACUCACUAUUAAACACUGGAAACUCAAUAAUCAAUUCUGAAAACUCACUGUUAAACACUGAAAACUCACUGUUAAACACUGAAAACUCAGUAUUAAACCCUGAAAACUCAGUAUUAAACCCUGAAAACUCAGUAUUAAACCCUGAAAACUCAGUAUUAAACUAUGAUAACACAUUGCAUAACUACGAACAAUCGAAACGAAUGAUUUGUAGAGUGUUAAAAUUCACUACUGAGGAUGAUACAAUUCACGCGUAUUUCCUUAAAAAUUGUAGUAAAAUAAAUGUUACCAGUUCUGACGUUAGCUUUAUUUCCAAGGUUUCUCAGUGUCUGGAAGACUUCAAUUGUAAAUCUCAAUCCACGUCAAAUUUAACUUCAGCGUUCGAAUUAUUCUCACUGUUACCACUGAUUAAAAGUGAAUUACGUGAAGCCUGUGGUAAAGGCGUUGAAAUUUUAUCUCUUGAAAUUAUUAGACAACUGGUCGACUUCAAUCGUCAGGACAUUUAUAGAAUCAAACUACUUCUCAACUUUACCAAUACAAAUUCACUUCUAAAUCACUACAUCUCAUACUUUCCUAAAAUCACUCGAAGACAACACCUCAAACAUCACUACCAAUAAUUAAUCCACACAAUAUACAAUUGAAUAUAUAAUGUACAAUAUACAAUAUAUGAUGGAAUAUACAAUAGAAUAUAUAAUGUAGAAUAGAAUAAUUGUAUAAUGUGUAGGUGUAAAAAG
Molecule: messenger RNA, 2127 nt
Organism: Theileria parva strain Muguga
Lineage: Eukaryota; Apicomplexa; Aconoidasida; Piroplasmida; Theileriidae
Exons: 2
Coding region: 1-2010 (669 amino acids)
Source: RefSeq, a predicted model, not a curated record